GUGGCUUUAAUUAUCUCCCUGUGGAUCUUUCGCGGACCUCAGAAAGCACAUACGCUGUCGUCGAGGCUCGAGACGCUACCCCGAGUUUUCUCUCCUGGACGGAGAAGCGUUUCUGUUGCGCACGGGGACUUCGGUUUUCCUUCCAGUAGGCUCCAAGCCUUUUUUCUGUCCCAUUUCUUGAACCCUUUUCUGAGAGACCCGCCAUUUUCCGUGAGUUUGGAAGUACUAGAUUUUAUUUCGACCGUUCGUCUGGACGCCGCGGUGGACCACCGAUCCUUGUAGAGUCGACAGGAGUUUUCCCUAUAGGGACUCCAAGGAAAAGCGUGUACCCUUGGGGUGAUCAAACUGCACCACAGUGUCUCCCUUGCUGCCACGUCUCUCCUAAUUGGCAAAAUGGCAACUCACAACUGUCUCCGCCAGACUGCGGCGCAAAUGCUUGGCCAAAAUGCCAACGUCUUCCGCUUCUUCUCCAAGUCGGCACCCUCCCGCCCCUCCGGCAACGUCGCCCUGGAGUCUGUAAAAAACGCCGCGGUUGCCGAAACAGAGACGUUUGCGGGCAGAGCCAACGUAGCGGCAGGCACUGGGAAACUCGAAGGAUCCCUGUUGCCUCCGCCUCACAUUCCUGGAAUCCGCAGAGCCCCCCGAGAGCCUGCGUCUCCCAAGAUGGCUGGCAUGGAGGGUCGAAUGCCUGUUCGCCUUCCGCCUGAGGGCUCUCGCUUCCGUCAAUACGUCGACCCGCGGGCGGACGUUUACUUUCCUCUCACGGCUGUUUUGGUGACGCUGGGGCCUCUCUACAUGUUCUCCAAAGCCUUCUUCUGAAGCUGGUUCUACAGUGCCGUGGUGCGCGUCUCUCCUCUGGGGCGCGAACUCCAAGAAAGCCGCGAGAAAGGCGCCGUUUUGCGAGUUCUGACGGAGAGCUCGACUCGAUGACUUCGCGCCGUCUGCGCUCCGGUGGUGCCCCUUCCUGCGUUGUCCAUGAUGUGUUCCUCAAGUUCAACUGAAGCCGAACGGUCGUCUCUGGACACUGUUUCACGAAACCUCAGCACAGUUGAUGUUAAAAGCAAGAACAGUCACUGUUCCUACGCCGCUGUCCAGUCUGGUGGAAACGGAACAUUGAUACGGAUGAGAUUCCCUGCAGCAGCUUUGCUUUCGCCUAGUGAACUCACUACAGUCAAAUUCGCCACAACUCUUUCGGUAGUGUUGUGUGGCGGCUCAGAGAACUGGAAAAAGGAUGUUUGCGGGUAGCCGUGACCACAGUCACCAUCGAAGCUUACGUGCUUGCACUUUGUCGUCGAGCGGAACGUGACGAAAAAUAUAACAGUCCACUCCUUUCUCUUCGGACGGAAUCAAUAAUGUGAUUUAUUCAGUCGCCACAAGCUGUCGAACACUACGCAUCUCGGCGUACCCCCAGCGAACCUUUCUGUGCCAGCGCUGUGCGCAUGGACUUCCGCGCUAGACUACCGUGAAUCAGCGAGCAUGAUGCACACUGUGGAGAUCAGAAGGGUAGUUUUCCCAUACAAGUACAGCCUCGAAAUAAAAGACAACGGCAGAAAACCUUACCGAGGUCGGGUGUCCAGAAACUUACAGCACUGCCGAGUGGAACCUGCGGAAGUGUCGGUGGUCCAACUAAGGCUGCUCAAGGUGGAAUGGCGGUCAGAGAG
Toxoplasma gondii ME49 is the source of this 1661-nucleotide messenger RNA. RefSeq lists its product as hypothetical. The transcript is spliced from 3 exons. The coding region runs from base 394 to 819 and encodes 141 amino acids. NCBI's taxonomy places the organism in Eukaryota, Apicomplexa, Conoidasida, Eucoccidiorida, Sarcocystidae. The record is from RefSeq and is a predicted model, not a curated record.